Anguilla anguilla (European eel) is the source of this 3454-nucleotide messenger RNA. RefSeq names its product acetyl-coenzyme A synthetase 2-like, mitochondrial. Lineage: Eukaryota; Metazoa; Chordata; Actinopteri; Anguilliformes; Anguillidae. Gene Ontology annotation, molecular function: acetyl-CoA synthetase activity; AMP binding. Gene Ontology annotation, cellular component: mitochondrion. The record is from RefSeq and is a predicted model, not a curated record. The transcript has 14 exons. Bases 234 to 2294 code for a protein of 686 amino acids.
UUAAAUGCAGUUCGAGCUGAACUACUUCUGCAGAAGGCUUUUGCAUGUGUCUUUUUAACGAAACACUCGGGUAGAUUCUCUCGUAUCAAUAUUUAUGAUUUUUAUUUUUUGGAAAUUUGCGGCUUUCUCUGGAUUAUUCUUGUAACAAUGCUGUUUUAGGUGUGGGAACAACUUUGCUUGUGCCAUAGUAAGCGGUCUAUCAAACUAGAUGUGCAAAGAGAAACAUUUUGACGAUGACGCCGAUUUGGAGAUCCAGGCUGUUGAAGUACAGUUUGUAUGCAAAGUUUUCAAAUUCAUCACCACAGAGGCUGCCAAAAUGCAAUCAAGGGCUGAGAAGAAGUUAUAAUAUAGCUGCCUGUAUGCCCGAAGCUGCAGAAUUUCAAGGCGUAGGGGACUAUAAGGGACUGUACGAGUUUUCAAUCAACCAAAGUGACACUUUCUGGGGGACUGUAGGGAGGCAAAGAUUGUCCUGGAUUACACCUUUUCACACUGUCCAAAACUGCGACCUCAUUAAAGGCAAAAUAAAGUGGUUUGAAGGAGGACAGCUGAACGUAUCUGUGAACUGCAUCGACCGGCAUGUCCGCACGUGCCCAGAGAGAGUGGCCCUCAUCUGGGAGAGAGACGAACCAGGGACGGAGAUCACCGUCACCUACAGGCAGCUGCUGGAGCUGACGUGUCGCCUGGGGAACCUGUUCCGGAGGCUGGGUGUUCGUCGGGGGGACUGCGUCACGCUCUACCUGCCCCCCUGCCCCCUGGCUGUGGCGGCUAUGCUAGCCUGUGCCCGAAUCGGGGCCGUGCACAGCGCAGUGUUCGCCGGGUUCAGUGCCGAGGCCCUGGCUGAGCGCAUUCGAGGCGCAAGGUCCAGGAUAGUGGUCACUGCCAACCAGGGCCUGCGUGGGGGGCGGGUGCUGGAGCUGAAGGCAACCGUGGACCAGGCCCUCCUGAGCUGUCCCUCAGUGCAGCACGUGCUUGUCACCAUGAGAACGGAGAACCCUGUGACCGUGACAGACAGAGACCUUGUCCUAGAACAGGAGAUGAUGAAGGAGGACUCGUUGUGCGAGCCCGUGGCCAUGGACAGCGAAGACGUGCUGUUCCUGCUCUACACCUCCGGCAGUACGGGCAAACCCAAAGGCCUGGUGCACACGCAGGCCGGGUACCUGCUGUACGCCGCGCUCACUCACAGGUGCGUGUUUGACUACCACGACGGCGACGUGUUCGGCUGCGUGGCGGACAUCGGCUGGAUUACAGGGCACAGCUACGUCGUCUACGGUCCCCUGUGCAACGGGGGAACCACCGUCCUGUUUGAGAGCACGCCGGUGUACCCUGACCCAGGCCGGUACUGGGAGACGGUGGAGAGGCUGAGGAUCAGUCAGUUCUAUGGGGCUCCGACCGCCAUUCGUCUGCUCCUGAAGUAUGGGGACCAGUGGGUGAAGAAAUACGAUCGCUCGUCCCUCAAGACCCUGGGCUCUGUGGGAGAGCCAAUUAACACAGAGGCGUGGGACUGGUACUCCCGUGUGGUGGGCGAGGGGCGCUGCCCUGUUGUGGACACCUGGUGGCAGACAGAGACCGGCGGGGUGUGCAUUGCCCCCAGGCCAGCGGACCCCGAUGCGGAGGUCAUCCCUGGCUUCGCCAUGAGACCGUUCUUCGGUGUCCAGCCUGCGCUCAUGGACGGCAAGGGGAAGAUGUUGACAGAUACUGACACAACUGGAGCUCUCUGUAUCUCCAGGGCCUGGCCUGGGAUGGCCCGAUCCAUUCACAAUGAUCACCAGAGAUUUGUUGAGACAUACUGCCAGCCCUACCCAGGUUUCUUCUUCACUGGGGAUGGGGCCCACUGCUCUAGAGAUGGCUAUUAUCAGAUUGUGGGCCGUCUCGAUGAUGUCAUCAACGUGAGCGGCCACAGGCUGGGGACUGCAGAGAUAGAAGAUGUGGUGAACCAGUGCCAGGGCGUGGCAGAGUCUGCUGUCAUUGGCUACUCGCACGACAUCAAGGGACAGGGAGUCUACGUGUUUGCUGUGCUGAAGGAAGAUGUUGAUAUCUCUGAAGAAGUCCUAGCCCAGAGGCUUCGGGAUAUGGUGUCCAAGAAGAUUGCCAAGUAUGCAGCGCCCGACUUCACCCAGGUGGUGAAGCGCCUGCCGAAGACUCGCUCGGGGAAGAUCAUGCGGCGGGUCCUGCGGAAGCUGGUCGAGGGGAAGGCGGACGACCUGGGGGACCUCAGCACUCUGGACGACCCCGCGGCCGUGCAGGAGGCCAUUCAGGGUCACCGGCGACUGCUGGCGAAGGGGGCGAAGCCCUGACGUCCGCCGACCCUCCACCAAAACACGCACGCAUACACACACUCGUGUGCGCACUCGCAGACACACACACACGUGCGUACAAGCACACAUAUUCAGACCUAUAGGAUUCACUGGCCAUUGUAAAGCUGAAAGUAGACCAUACCAAACCUCAGAGCCCAAACCUGUACACUCAGUGGUGGACCAGGAUCUUGCAGGUCUACAGGAUCCAGAACCACACUAGACGAUAACAAACACUACCCAUAGGACAUACACCGUACUCACAAACACUUCCCACAACAUUUACACAUUUAUUCUAAUCUAGGGACAGGAGCUGAGAAUCAGCUGAAGCUAUUAACUCAAGGUGCAGCAAGUCAGUUCUGUUUUAACUGACCACUGAAAUUGAACUGUUAAUCUUCAUUGCUCCCACCAAAUACAAUGAAAAUGACAGACUUUCCACAGGAUGUGUAUCACUAUUGCAGAGGCAUCUUAAUGCCUGAACUAAUGGAACAUCAUUAUUUUCAAGCUUGGAGGUUUUGUGAAAACAGAAUUUUUGCAACUGAUGGUUUUCAUAUUAAUAAUCAAGCACUCUCAGUGUGUUCAGGAACCUUCUCAGGACUGUAUAAAAUGAGAUGCCGUUGGUGUGCCUUUAUAAAAGGACAGUAGUCCUGAUCGAGACCACUUGGGCUCCACUGUAGAGCUGAGGCAACAGAGACAAAUCAUUAAAUCAAUUAUGAUUUUAUGACUUUGGAAACCGAAUUUUAAAUAAUAAUCAAGAGUUUAGUACUACAGUCUGCAUUGUUUGAAAUAUACAAAUAUCCAUUUUACCUCCAAAGUUCUGUAUAAUCCUCUCUGAUUGGCCAACUACAGUAAUCAUGCGCAAUGUCGGUAUGAAUUACUUAAGUCUUGUGCAAUUUAUUGCUUUGGCUUUAUUAUCUUUGCUUUACACAGUACAUUCCUUAGUAAACAUCAUACUCUACCAAUAUUUCAAAUCAGGUUCUUUGGGUUAUGUCUGUACUGUGAUGCAAAAAAAAAAAAAAAAUCUUUUUUGUAUUCUCUAUAAAAUACAUUCAUUCAGUUAAGUGUAUUAUGUAAGAAAUACAUUUCAUAUACUCAUUUACAUCAGUGUACAGGCAAGUUAGUAAGACACAAUGACACCAUGACAAUAAACUGCCAAAGCCUGA